AUGGGUCGAGGCAACGAUCAGAUUCGCUUCGAGCUGAGCUGCUACGCGCUCAGCCCAACGAUCCGCGUCAUCGCCCCGUGGCGCAUGGAAACGUUCUGCCAGCGAUUCCAGGGCCGCUCGGAUCUGCUGGAGUACGCGAAGCGCUCGAAUAUCCCGGUGAGUGCCACCACGAAAGCACCCUGGUCGAUGGAUGCGAACAUUAUGCACAUCAGCUACGAGUCGGGCAUCCUGGAGGACCCGUCGGUGGCGGCACCGGAAGAGCUGUACCAGCUAACGCAAUCGCCAACCCGCGCCCCAGACACACCGACCGUGGCCGAGAUCGUGUUCAAGGCCGGGCUGCCGGUGCGCGUCACCGAGCUGGUCAGUGGGCGAACGAUGGAAAGACCGGUGGACAUACUGGCGUUUCUGAACAAGGCCGGCGGCGAGCACGGCGUGGGACGGAUCGAUAUCGUGGAGAACCGGUACAUUGGGUUGAAGUCGCGCGGCGUCUACGAGACGCCCGGCGUAACCGUGCUGCACUGUGCGCACCGGGAUCUGGAAAUUUACUGCCUCGAUCGGGAGGUGCUGCGUAAAAAGUAUCUUGCCGAUCGGAUGGCAGACUACGUGUACAACGGCUACUGGUACGCGCCCGAGGCUGAGUACGUGCGCAAGUGCAUCCUCGAGUCGCAGAAGCACGUGUCCGGCAAGGUGGUGGUGGAAAUGUUCAAGGGACACGUUAUGGUCACAUCGCGAGAGUCUAUGCACUCCUUGUACAACCAAGAGCUGGCAUCGAUGGAGGUGCAUGGUAACUUUUCACCCUACUCGUCGACGGGAUUCAUUGAGAUCAAUGCCGUUCGACUGAGGGAACAUCAUCGAGUGUUUGGAACGGCCAAUAUGACCAAACACUUCUCACGCACGGAAUCAGAUAUGAAGCUCAUCUGAGUGUAAUGCACCUUCUACGAAAUCGUUUUUCCCCAAUAA
Molecule: messenger RNA, 960 nt
Organism: Anopheles arabiensis
Lineage: Eukaryota; Metazoa; Arthropoda; Insecta; Diptera; Culicidae
Product: argininosuccinate synthase-like
Biological process (GO): urea cycle; L-arginine biosynthetic process
Cellular component (GO): cytoplasm
Molecular function (GO): ATP binding; argininosuccinate synthase activity
Source: RefSeq, a predicted model, not a curated record